This is a messenger RNA of Bombina bombina (fire-bellied toad), 5157 nucleotides long. RefSeq names its product hepatitis A virus cellular receptor 1 homolog. Bases 1295 to 2530 code for a protein of 411 amino acids. The record is from RefSeq and is a predicted model, not a curated record. The transcript has 12 exons. NCBI's taxonomy places the organism in Eukaryota, Metazoa, Chordata, Amphibia, Anura, Bombinatoridae.
AGAAUGUUGUUGGAGAUUUAAAAGGGAAACCUACAGCUAGGGAAGGAUCUGCUUGAUGCUGUUGCAGAGGGAACAUACUUUUAAAGAUUCUUAUAAUUUCUGUGGCAGAGAAUCUGAGAGAGAUCUGCAGAACUUAGUUUUACGAUCCUGUAAACCCUGUUGUUAUAUGUAGCACCGCACAAUGUGAUUAGGAAUUCCCUCUGAAUCUGUUUAGAGAGACCUCUAAGAGGAUAACUGGAGUAUAUUGUGAUCCUGCUGUACAGACCCCUAAAGAGCCCUAUAAAGUCUGAUUGGUAGAUUCUGUGUUUCCUAUUGUAGAUCCUGCAUUUGUACCAUAUAGCCUAACUGGAAGAUCAUGUGAUCCUGCUAUAGAUCCUGCAGCUGUUCUAAACAGCCAGACUGAAAGAUCCUGUGAUCCCUGCUGCAGGUCAUGCAAUUAUACCACAUAGCCUGUGUGGGAGAUCCUGUUAUCCUGCUAAAGAUCUUGCAAUUGCACCACAAAGCCAGGCUGGAAAUUCCUGUGAUCCCUUCUAGAGGCCCUGCAAUUAUAUCACCUAGCCUGCGAGAUCCUUUUAUCCUGCUAAAGAUCUUGCAAUUGCACCACAUAGCUAGACUGGAAGAUCCUAUGAUUCCUGCUAGAGAUCCUGCAAAUUGCACCACAUAACCUGACUGGGAGAUCCUGCCUUCCAUGCUAUAGAUCAUGUAAUUGUACUACACAGCAAGACUUGUAGAUUCUGUGAUCCUGCUAAGGAUCCUGCAAUCCUACUACAGAUCCCGCAAUUGUACCACACAGCCAGACUGGGAGAUCCUGUGAUCUUUUGCUGCAGAUCCUGCAUUAACACCUGAUUGCUAGUGCCUGUGAUAUAUCUUGCAUAGAUCCCAGAUAAGAAGGAUACAGUACUGAACUUGGCUUCCAGUCCUAAAGUUUGUCAUUCAUAUAGGGGGAUAAUUAAAGAGAGAUGCCUCAAGCCUCUUCUUAACCCUGCAACUCAGAUUCCGCAACAUUUUCACAAAGAAGCCAUUAUUAGCAUUGGGCCAGACCAGGAUAUAAACAAGUACACAUUACAAAAGAAUGAAGCAAUAGAACUUUAUGAAACGUACUCCAUGUGACAGAUACAUCAUUUAUUUAAAGAAAUCUCCAGUGAAAAAUAUCACCAAUUCCUACUUUUGUCACUGGCAGGAAGAGAAAUCAUCAGCUUAUUUUACAGUGGGAGUGACCAGUCCUAUCAGCAUUAUAUGAGAAGUUGGCAUUCCCCUGGCUGCUGCAGACACACUCUUUUUGCAAGUCAACAAGAUGUGUAGCCUUUGGAAGAAGAUGCUACCACUAACUAUCAUGGUACUUUUCACAGUCCCUUCAGUCUAUGGAUUUGUGGUGAAGGGAGUGGAACAUCAGCCUGUUACAUUGCCCUGUACUUAUAAAGUUAGCAGUCCUGGGGAUAUCACCACCAUGUGUUGGGGACGGGAUAGCUGCCCCAAUUCAAAAUGCAAUGACCCUCUCAUCUGGACUGAUGGGCAUAAAGUGACCUGGAGGAAAUCUGCAAGUUACGACUUAAGGGGUAACCUUGCAAACGGGGAUGUAUCGCUAACAAUUCAGAAAGCGAGCAUGCAAGAUCAAGGGACAUACUGUUGUCGUGUAGAACACCAUGGAUGGUUCAACGAUAUGAAACUAAACAUGCAGCUGAAGGUGGACAAAGUUCGCACAACUGUUCGGCCAAAGACCACGAGUUUCACAACAACAACAACAAAACCUCCACCAGUAAGGACAACGACAACCGAUCCAACCACAUUUCAUAUAGACAUUCAGACAGACUCAACAGAAUAUGUCAACACAGUACAUAUUGCAACAUCAGAUGCUGUGAGUGCUGUAAUGUUCCCUACUGAAAAUGCACCUGACGCAGCGUCUACCUCCUUCACAUCAUUUGUACAAACUGAUCCCACCGCACUGAUAGAUAACCAAGAGACAAACAACAGCUAUAGCUCAGAACAUACAACAAGCUAUACCAGGUUAGAGACUGAUUGGGAAACAACCAGUUUCUCAGAUGAUCUUCCAGUAGAAAUAACGGAGAUGGGGUCUGACAUACCUUCUUAUGUAUCAACAGUGCAAUACAGCACAGUCACCCUUCUGACAGCAAAUGACAUGGACCCUGAUAAUCUUCCAGAGAAUGUAGCCUCAGUUGGCACAACAUCGUCAGAUUCAUCAUCUGUUCCUUCCAUAUCACCAGACAUGAUAGAGAAGCAGAAAGGCAACUCAGCGUUUACUGAUUUGCAUCCGAAGAACAUCACCAUUAAGGACAGAGAGACAUCAGGACGACUCCCACAAUACAUUCUGCCAACUACAUUAAGCAUAUUUAUCAUUGUGUUGUUCCUCGUAGCCAUACUAGUGAUAAAACACAGAGGAAAGGAUAGUGGUGCUUAUCAGUUCCAUUAUAAUCCCAAUUUAGAACUUGUCACACAUGCUGAGAACCCAAUGAGUGAAAUACAAGACGACGCAAUAGAAACAAACCAAGCAGAUAAACAGAACGGCCUGUAACCCAUGAAACAGUGGGUAACGGAAGGUACUAUCAGCAAAAGUACAACAAUAUCCUCCAAAUAACCUUGUCGUGUGCAGUUCACCAUCUAUGAUUCUGACAAGUAACUGCAGGAACUGAACAUUGGUGAUUCUUAACUCUUUUGCUGCCAAAGUGAUUGGUGACUGAACUCGCCAGCGCUGCGGAAUAUGUUGAGGCUUUAUGCAUAAAAGAUUAAUAAGAAUGAAAUAACUUUAAUGAAUAAAACUCUCUGAACCUAAUUAUCUUUGAAAGCAAAUAUAUCUACAAAUUAUCCACACGGAAGCAUGCUGGACAGUGCAAUAGUACCUUAUUUGAAGAAGGAAAACCUCAAAGGACUAAUAGCAACAUUCUCAUAUAAUGACGUCUGCCUAAUUUACAUUGAUAAAAUGUCAGGAAAUGUUGUGCCACUGGCCCUGAGCUAUGGCUGUGUUUUGUGUGUUGAUAAAGUUGCUGUUUUUUAUUUUUAGCGAAAUAUAUUUUCCUGCUUCCUAACAGUACCAAAGAAAAUGUGGUGUCACACGAGAGCCAAUCACAAGAGGCAUAUGGCCACCAAUCAUUAGCUAGCUCACAGUAAUGCAUUGCUGUACCUAGGGUUGCCAGGUCUCCAGUAUUUUAGCAGGCUGUCCAGUAAAAUAUAUAAAAAAAAAUACUGGACACUUAAAUGUCCAGUGUUAAAGUCCCCUAAGUGUUAAGCUAAAUGGAAGUGACAUUGCAUUUUCUAUUAUAUGUGUUACAAGCAGCCAUGGUUGUGUCAAAUGCUUCUUUUAGUCAAGAGGUUACUGGUAACAAAAAUAAAUAAAUAGUUGAAGUGUAUGUUAUUGGCAACGAAGGAAUACAAUGACAGCUCUGUUGUAUAAAAUAAACAUGGUGGGAUCAAGGGUGGGGCCUUAGGUUGAGCUUUUUUGGAGACCCCACCUACCACCCGUGCCCGAUCACUGAUAUGCUGUCUAGUAUUUAUAUGGAGCACAGCUGGCAACUCUAGCUGUACCUGAGACUACCUAGAUAUGCUUUUCAGUAAAGGAUACCAGGAGAACAAAGUACAUUUGGUAAUAUAAGUACACUAAAAAAUCUUUUAAAAUGGCAUGCUCUGUCUGAACCAUAAUUUUAACUUUUUUGUCCCAUAAAACAGUUACUUCACUCCAUAGUAAUAACCAAUACAUUUUUGGCCAGAUUACAAGUGGAGAGCAAUAUUUGCGCUCCACUCAGUAAUACUAUUGCAAGUAAAUUUGCGCUGGUAUUUCAGGUACAGCCCAAUGCCAAAUGCCAAGUGCUCCAAUGGGAGCCUCGUUUUUAUGCCAGUAGUCACGGCAAACCACCUGGCAGUAAUAAAUAAAUAUAUAUGUAUAUGCUUAUAUACAUAUAUAUUUAUGUGUUUAUAUGUGUAUAUACAUAUAUAUUUAUAGAGAAAGCACAGUCCCCCAUUGAUUAAAAGGCAUUAAAAGUAAAGGCACUUUAGGAGUAUUUAUUUUUCUUUCAAACACUCCACAUCCUCCCACUUUAACCCUUUAUAACUGCUUUGUGCUGUUUAAAAAAAAAUAAAGAGGUCUGACCUCUGGUUAAAGGGACAGUAAAGUCAAAACUAAACUUUCAUGAUUCAGAUAGGGUAUGCAAUUUAAACAACUUUCCAAUUUACUUGUAUAAUCAAAUUUGCUUUGUUCCCUUGGUGGUAUUUUUGAAAAGCUAAACCUAGCUAGGCUCAAACUGAUUUCUAAACCGUUGAAAACCGCCUCAUAGCUCAGAGCAUUUUGAAAGUUUUUCACAGUUAGACAGUGUUAGUUCAUGUGUGUCAUAUAGAUAACAUUGUGCUCACUCCUGUGAAGUUAUUUAGGAGUCUUCACUGAUUGACUACACUGCAUGUCUGUCAAAAGCACUGAGAUAAGGAGGCUGUCUGCAGAGUCUUAGAUACAAGGUAAUCACAGAGGUAAAAAGUAUAUUAAUAUAACUGUGUCGGUUAUGCAAAAACGGGGAAUAGGUAAUAAAGGGAUUAUCUAUCUUUUUAAAUAAGAAAAAUUUUGGUGUAGACUGUCCCUUUAAUUGCGCUUAGCACAAAGUGAAAUCAAGAGCUUACAGUCACAUUAAUCAGCUACUUGUAAUACCUGGUUAUUUAACGUGUGCCCGUAAACGGGCAAAUUUGCCCCUUUAUGGGAGAACGUUAAUAAAGUGAUCCACUUGUAAUCUGUCCCUUCAUUUGGCUUUAUGCCAUACUCUGUUAGAGGUCCUGGUGAUCGCUGGCACAAGUAUUCUAGCUUACAAGAUGCCAUGAAGAAAGCCACAAAAUCAUUCACAUAUUUAACACAGCAUUCAGCAUAGCAGUGGGGAAAUGUAUUAUUAGGAAUAAGUGAACAUGGAUUAUGUACAUAAAAUAAAUGGCCAAAUGUAUUCAAAUCAGAUUUCUGAACCAUGCAACAUAGUUUUGCUUUUCAAUUCAUCAUCUUCAGCAGAGCUUGUGCAGCUUUUUUUAUUUUCUACAGAAGCUGUAAAGCAUUAUCCAUGGUAACUAUAACAGAGACUGAAAUGACUAUGAUUAUCUCUCAUUAUACUACAGUGUACUCUUCUCAAAAUAAUUCCCAGUAAUAAAUAUACCUUGUUUGCGAUAAUUAGAACCAAA